AUGACCAGUCCAAUAGACAACCUUGUCAACAGGUGGCUUUUAUAGAAUGUAGAGGGUAAUAAUUGAUGUAGAAGGAAGGUCAAACACUAUGGGAACAAAUGUCACUGCCUUGAUCUUGAGAAGAUAACCCUCUCCCCAAGAAGAAAGCAUGACAUAGGAAGUAGUUGAGACGAGUUAAAUGUGAAGUUCUUGCAAUUGGUAUAUAAAGGUUCCCCACCUAGAUGGUCAGGACAAUAUGGACUUGGAUUCCUGACAUCUUCCGUCACCAGGGACUUCCGGCCCAGCCGCCGAGUAUUUCUUCUGGCGAAACCUGAAGGACCAGCUUUCCGCCUGGACGCUGCAGGGCAGAGUGGGCGUGGCCGCUUAUCCGCUUCCGGGUGGAGGCCGCGCUGCCUGCCAGCUGUCACGGAGACAGCGGAGGGCCGGGCUGCGCCUGCGCGCUGGGAGGGGGCGGGUGCAGGGUCCAUUUCCGGGGCGGGGAGCAGCGCAUGCGUAGACUGUCUGUGGCUCGUUUCUGGCGAGGGAAACGCGGAAGGGCGGGAACAGAGGGUUUUCCCGCGAUUCGGAUUGCAGUGCGGAGACUGGUGCGAGAUGGAGGUGGACGCUGCGGCAGAGGAUGGUCGGGACGGUCCCCGGGAGCGGCGAGGCGUGGGGGAAGCUGGGCAGCAGCAGCAGAACCACGAAGUACGGCCUCAGUCCGGGACAGACCGGUUUUCAAAACACUCCUACUGGUUGGAUCUCUGGCUUUUCAUUCUUUUCGACCUGGUGUUGUUUGUCUUCGUGUAUCUUUUGCCCUGAAUGGUUUGCCUGAUACCUAAAUUAAGAAAUUGGCUCCUGGAGUGGAUUCUGAAAAUGGCUACAGAUUUCUUGAACAAAGAAGACAGGAUUGUGCAGCAGCAGAAUUUCAAACUCUGAGGGACCUUCUUUUCAUUUACACAUUCUGGCAUUCAUUCUGGGGACUAUAUUAAAUGGGUUAUGAUCUCACCCAUUCAUAGCUAAGUUCUUAUAACUGGACUGAUUCAUAUUUGAAAACUUUUCAGACAUCUGAUGGCUUCACAGGGGCUGAAUAUAAAAGUAUUUAUACAUAGAGGUUUAGUGUAUUCAUUAAUAAAUAUAGUCAUGUCCUACUUUAACAUUUUAAGGGUUGGCCAGGGUUUAGUGUGAUACAAAUAAUAUGGUGAAAUAUUAAGGUGAAAUAUUUAAAAAUAAGUUACUCAAAAGCAAGGGAAGGAUUUUGAGAAAAGGAGUUAAAAGCUAUACAGAAAAUUCAGGCCCACACUGUGUUGGCUGUUAAGUACCAGUUUAAUUUUUAGGUUAAGUGGGCCUCUGUUAUGGUUGCCAGAUUGAUGGAAUCAGUGAAAGUAUCUAACAUCCAGUAUUGGAAAGCUAAUGUGCAUAUCCUCUUCCUCCGUGCUCACCUCUCUUCCUUUUAAGCUCUUGAACUCCCUAAAAUAAGACUCUUCCCAACCUAUUUUUUAUUAUUGUAGUUGCAUUAAGAAUGCUGGUGGUCAAAACAUGUUUAUUUUGAUAAUGUCUGUAAGUUAAAUACUUCAGCAGUCAUCAUAUUUACUCAUUCAACAAAUAUUUGAACACUUAGUGUGGGCCAGGUACAGCAGUGACCAAAACAAACAAAAAUCCUUGCCUUCAUGGAGCUUACAUUCUUGUUUUUUAUCUAAACAUGUUAACAAGAAUUUACAUUCUAAGAGUGCUCAGCUGGCAUUUAAUGAGAAAGGUCACCCUCCCAAAGCAGCUACUGUAAGCCCUUCAGAAGCUAUUCCUAUUAUAUAAGAUAUUCCUUUAUAUAACAGAUGUUAGAAAUGGGCCCUCGUCCUUGAAAUUGAUGAAAUUUGAUAUAUGUGAAUUGCCUAGAUAUUUUGGGGAUAUUCCCCUCCCUUAGAAACAGGGCAGAGAUCUGCUAACCUCUGCAUCCUGUAUCUUUUAGAAUGGCACUUAGGGUUACAGUGAAAUCUGGGGUUGACUUUGGAGGAUUUUAACUGCCCAGUGCCAGUAACAGCAUGCCUUCAGGGUACUAUUGCAUCUGCCUGAAGAGAACUUUUCAUGCAACGGUUGAAGCAUCUAGAGAAACACAGAACUGGGAUUUCAUUGAGGAUACCAGACAGAUUGUAUGAACAGUUUUUGUGCUGCUCGCUAAUAAUUUUGUCCAAUAAAUGUAUAGCUAAAUUUGG
This is a messenger RNA of Equus quagga, 2186 nucleotides long. RefSeq names its product chromosome 3 C4orf3 homolog (gene ARLN). Lineage: Eukaryota; Metazoa; Chordata; Mammalia; Perissodactyla; Equidae. The record is from RefSeq and is a predicted model, not a curated record.